GGCGAAAAUUUGCACAAAAAAUCUUAACGCCCCGUUAGGUACUACUCCCUCUGUAUUUAUUUAAGGAAUACACUUGCCUUUUCCGCCUGCAUUUAUUUAAGAGAUACACUUGCCAUUUUUAGUAACUUAUCAACCCCACCAUCUAAUUAAAUACUCCCUCCGUUCCAGAUUAGUUGUUACACUUUCCUUUUUCGCCCGUCCCAGAUUAGUUGUUACACUUCUAAAUUAGGAAUGACCCCACAAUUAUUAUAUUGUCUCUCUAUUCCCACUAACUUUUUUUUGUCCCCACACCUUCUCUCAUUCAAUUAAAAAAAUACUUUCACUAACUCCUAUCACAUCUACUUUUUCAAUAAAAUAAUCAUCGAUAACCAAACAACCACUUCUCACCUAAAACUUUGUGCAAAGGUAAGUGUAACAACUAAUCCGAGACGGAGAGAGUAAUACAUCUAAUUUACCCUAUGACCCACCAUCCUAUUAAACAAAUACUUUCACAAACUUACCCCACCUUCCACCCCCAAAAUGACAUGGUCCCCACUUGUUUAAUUAUUAAAAUAUCCACCCAACCCUACUUGUUUUAUUACUUUAUUUCAUUCAUUUCUUCUUCUUAAUACCCGUGCCCAGCCAAGUGUAUCUCUUAAAUAAAUACGGAGGGAGUAGUUAUAAAUGGUGUGAUGAGAAUGAAUUUAAGUGUAAUUAAAGAAAGAAAAUAACACCAUAAUGUCCAUGAUAAUGCAAUCUCAUCCCAAACGUGUAAUUUUCUUCCUAAAUUUUCACUCCCAUACAAUAUCACUUCCCGUUGGUAAUGGAUGAUAAUGGAGGUUUAUGAAGAAAAUGAGACACUUGAAGUGGACAAGCAUUACCAUGAGCAUUUGUACUCCGUACAUGACUUUACAAAUUUACGCUACAAGUCCUUUCCAAUUACCAUUAUUUAUUACCGCUUAUCAAAUGGGUUUUUAAAAGUCGAAAACAUUAUUUACAAUAGCAAGUUACAUUAAAAAUCAACUAAUUAAACCAAAAAUAUUUGAUCAAACAGUCAAACAAACAACGGAGUAGCUUGUACGAGCUCCCAUACAAACAGGUGGUUUUCCCGCCAACAUCAAUUUCUGUUUUGUCGUUAAAACAUCAAUGCCAGAAAAACAGCUCGUCGAAGAAGAAUCUAAGAAAUUUCUGGGUCUUUAUUUCUACAAAAUUCCCCUGAUUCAAAAACCCUAAGUUACAAAUGAAUCAUCUUGUGCACAAUAUCUCACUUAAACCACAUUCUUUCCUUUCUUACUACUAUGUGAUUUUCUCUCACAUUAGAGAACCUAUCUCUUUCUUUUCAACUUUCACAACUAAAAACCCAGAUGUUAAUAAAAACCCAGAUCAAUUUCCCAGUAAAGUUCAUCCUCAUUCAUUAAAUUCCUCGAAUUUGGUUCCUCCCAAUUACAUAAAGCCUAAAAUAUCAAAUUCCAAUCUUUCUUCUAAUAAUGGUCAAUACUUUGAUAUUAUUUCUUCUAAUAGAAUGAUUACAAGAUAUAUUAGAUCAGCUGAUAUAGAAUCAGCUCUUAGAGUGUUCUAUAAUAUGCCUGUUAAGAAUACAAUUACAUGGAAUUCAUUGUUAGCUGGGUAUUGUAGAAAACCCGGUAUGCUAGCAGAAGCCCGCCAACUGUUUGAUGAAAUUCCUGAACCAGAUAUUUUCUCAUUUAAUACAAUGUUGUCUUGUUAUUUGCGUAAUUCGGAUGUUGAUGGUGCUAGAUUGUUUUUUGAGAAAAUGCCUGUUAAGGAUAUUGCUUCUUGGAAUACCAUGGUUUCGGGUUUUGCUGAAAAUGGGUUGAUGGAGGAAACUGAGAGGCUGUUUACAGCAAUGCCGGAGAGGAAUAGUGUGUCGUGGAAUGUGAUGAUAUCGGGGUAUGCAGAGUGUGGGGAUCUGGAUUCAGCUAUGAGGCUGUUUAGGAUUGAUCCGUUUAAGAGUGUGGUAGCUCGGACUGCAUUGAUAACUGGGUAUAUGAAAAUUGGUAUGGUUGAACUGGCUGAGAGAAUGUAUGAAGAAAUGGAUAUGAAGAGUUCAAUUACAUGUAAUGCUAUGAUUUCUGGAUAUGUUGCAAAUUCUCGACCAGAAGAUGCUGUCAAUCUCUUCAAGAUGAUGGUGGAAUCCAGGGUUGAACCAAACCCAUUAACCAUGACCAGUGUUUUGUUGGGUUGUAGCAAUUUAUCAGCUUUAAUCUUGGGGAAGCAAAUUCAUCAAUUUGUAUACAAGUCUCCAUUUUACAGGGAUACUACAGUUCGGACGUCAUUGUUGAGUAUGUAUAGCAAAUGUGGAGUUUUAGAGGACGCGUGGAAGUUGUUUACAGAGAUGCCUAUGAAAGAUAUGGUUACUUGGAACGCCAUGAUUUCAGGGUAUGCUACUCAUGGUUUAAGUCAGAGAUCCCUUGCUCUGUUCAAAAAGAUGGCAAGUGAAAAAAUAAAGCCAGAUUGGAUCACUUUUGUUGCAGUUUUAUCAGCUUGCAAUCAUGUUGGACUAGUAGAUCUCGGGAUGCAAUAUUUCGAUUCAAUGCAUAAAGUUUACGGGGUUAGACCUAAACUAGAGCACUACAUAUGCAUGGUUGACCUCCUAGGCCGUGCUGGUAAGCUUAAAGAAGCUACCGACUUAAUUACACAAAUGCCCUUCAAACCAAAUGCUGCAAUAUUUGGGAGUCUUUUGGGAGCUUCUAGAAUCCACAAGAACAUAGAGUUGGCUGAGUUUGCUGCAAACAAUUUGCUUCAGGUUGAUCCAACAAAUGCAGGAGCAUAUGUCCAACUAGCUAAUGUUUAUGCUGCUAAAAAGAGAUGGGACAAUGUUUCUAGGGUUUGGAAAUCCAUGAAGAGUAAUAAUGUAGUGAAAAUGCCAGGUUACAGUUGGAUUGAGAUAAAGAAUAUAGUUCAUGAAUUUAGGUCGAGUGAUAGAGUACACCCAGAAUUGCCUGUGAUUCAUGAAAAGCUUGAUGAACUAGAGGGGAAGAUGAAGUUAGCAGGGUAUGUGCCUGAUUUUGAAUUCGCACUGCAUGAUAUUGGUGCUGAGCAGAAACAGAAACUACUGUUAUGGCAUGGUGAGAAAUUGGCAGUUGCUUAUGGGUUGAUUAAGGUGCCAAGAGGAUUGCCUAUUCGGGUUUUUAAGAAUCUGAGAGUGUGCGGGGAUUGUCAUCGAGCAUUGAAGUUCAUAUCGGCCAUAGAAGGGAGGGAAAUAAUUGUUAGAGAUAAUACAAGGUUUCACCAUUUCAAAGAUGGGAGCUGCUCUUGUGGAGAUUACUGGUAAACAUGAUAAAGAAACCCAAAAUUUGAUGGCCUGUGUAUAUAUAUAUGUAACAUGUAGUUCUUAAUUCUAACAAUUUCAGCACUUUUGAUGAUUUUGCUUAAACAAUUGCUCCUAUAAAAUACCCAACACCUACUUUCUUCACUAUACUUGAUCAAGAUAGAGAUUGAAAGAACAUUUUGGUCAAUAUAAUGAUUUUUCUGCUUUUGAUUCUCGCUAUAGGCUUCGUUUCUAAAAUGACUACUCUAAAGCACGACGAUGUUAUGUUAGAACUAUACAAGUGGAUGAUGUAAUUAAAAGAUCGUAUUAUUUGAAUUUUGUUGAACUAAUUCUUAUUAUUUCUAGAGAAAAUUGAUAGAGUUCCACAUUUUUACAGUCAACCUUUUGUAGUAUUGUUAGAUAAAUUACAGAAAACAAUUCAAAAUC
This is a messenger RNA of Spinacia oleracea (spinach), 3694 nucleotides long. RefSeq names its product pentatricopeptide repeat-containing protein At4g16835, mitochondrial. The record is from RefSeq and is a predicted model, not a curated record. Lineage: Eukaryota; Viridiplantae; Streptophyta; Magnoliopsida; Caryophyllales; Amaranthaceae. Gene Ontology annotation, biological process: RNA modification. Gene Ontology annotation, molecular function: zinc ion binding; RNA binding; protein binding. The transcript has a single exon. Bases 1220 to 3271 code for a protein of 683 amino acids.